UCAGUCGACGAUGAGUACACCCUAACAUUUCCAAAAAAAGAUCGUUCAGUUCAGUGUCACUUGUUCACGAGAAAAAUCCAUUUUCCUCACAAACCAAUAACAAUAAUAGUCCACCUGUAUGGUAAUUGUGUAAAUAGGCAUAGGUACGUCAGCGGGGAGUUGAAACGACAAUGCCUUACUACAACAGUGGCCACACCUCUUCUCCGUACACAAAAGAUGUCAUGAGCGGUCCCUCCAACUCAUCCGGUAGCCGAGGUGGUGCAGGGACCGAGCCAACUUACAUGAUGGAGCAUUUGGCGACUUUCACAGUAACUAAGGAGACGGGCAUUGUUUAUCCAGCCGAUGGUAUGCGAAGACUCCUCCAGCUUGAGAAGAGCAAUGGUAUAUGGAGUCAAAAGAUGCAGCUCCGUCUGGAGCGUAAUUGGGUGUUGAUAAUGGACAACGAAACUGGGGCGGUGAUGGAGAGAUUUCCAGCGGCUCUCAUUCAAGAGCCAACAGCCUUCACAUCGCGAGAUCCAAUGGAGAUGUACAACAACAUUCUAGUGUUCACAGUAGCCGAUGACAGUGGCUCAGGACAACGUGCUGAAAUGCAUAUAUUCCAGUGUCAGAGUGUCUCAGCGCAGGAUCUCGUAGAGGACCUGAAGAUGCUGCAACUGGGCAAACUAGUUCCCGGCGGUUCACCUCGCGGGCCGAGGGGUCAAAUACCACCUCCUCCAGCACUACCCCCACCAGAGCCACCAUUAAACGGCGUCAGUGUUCGUGAGCAGGUCUCAGCAUUCAAUGCAAACAGUCCCACUGAUCGCGAGGAGAAUAACGACGAAGUAUCCUCGACAUCCUCCGAGAAAUACGAGCGAGAUGUAACGAUUCUGAACCACUGCUUCGACGAUAUUGAAAAAUUCAUAGCAAGACUGCAGCACGCAGCAGCUGCAUCUCGAGAGUUGGAGCGUCGGAGACGCAACAGGAAAUCCAAAAAACGUAAUCUGGGUGAUGGAAUGCUGACAAUGCGUGCCAAACCACCCCCCGAGAUGGAGUUCAUCGAUAUUUUCCAGAAAUUCAAACUGUCAUUCAAUUUGCUGGCUAAAUUGAAAGCCCAUAUUCACGAUCCAAAUGCUCCAGAGUUGGUACACUUCCUAUUUACUCCUCUUGCACUGAUUGUCGAUGCAUCUCAUGAUACAAAUUACGAUCCAAAUUUACCGAGCAAGGUGGUAUCACCUCUGCUAACUCGUGAAGCAGUCAAUCUUCUGAUAAAUUGUGUUACAUCUAAAGAAACUGAACUCUGGCAUUCCCUGGGUGACACUUGGUUAAUUCCAAGGGAUCAAUGGAAAGGUCAUGUGCCACCCUAUCAUCCGGUAUUUAUGGAUGGCUGGUCACCGGAGUAUCCAAUUCCCGAGGAUCGUGAUCACGAUCAUUUGGCCUCACUGUUGAAUGCUGAUAAACAGAAGCGAGAUGACAUACCCGAACAACAGGGGGACAAUUACUAUGGUCAUCGAGAGGUCGAGGAGUCGCAUUACAGCAGUGAUUAUUUGGAGUACGAGAGCCGGGAGGAGCGUGGCAAUAACGAUUAUUUCGAGAGAGAAAGAAAUUAUGUCCCCGGAUCAGAAUUGUACACUCGCGAGGAGAGAGACAGAAGCGAUCAGACACGAGCACACAGUGACAUUUCGGUGGAUUCUAUUGAACGCAAUCCAAGAACUGCAUCGGGCAUUGACAGAGCACAGGAAGCCUGGCUAGAUGAUCUUAUAACGCGUAAUGCUAAAAUCGUUCAAGUCACUUAUCCCAGAACCGCCAACAAUGAUAAAGAGCUGACAGUUGUCAGGGGGGAGUAUCUUGAGAUUCUUGAUGACAGCAGGAAAUGGUGGAAGGCGAGAAAUUCUCGGGGUCAAGUUGCCCACGUUCCUCACACCAUUGUUGCACCACAUAAUCCGUCACAUCCUCCUGACGAUGUUUUCAACAAUCCUCUUUAUUCGUCAAGAUAUCAGAGGCAACAGCACGGUUAUAAUUAUGAGGAUUCAGAAAUUGAAGGAACAAGUACUAGUCCCGGUCCGGAAGUAACCCAUCGAUCGCACGCGAUUCCUCCCCCUGCGCCAGCCGACUGGGUACGCAAAGAGCGUCUCGGCAAGAAAGUGGGUGACGAUGAAUCUGAAAUUUAUGGACUUAUCGCAACCCCAAGUCCACUGCAAUCACAGGAAUCACAGGAAUCCCACUACUUAGGGUUGACAAAUACUGGAAAAUCGACUAAUUCAAAUGUAAACAAAAAAAUCCUACCUUCCUCAGUUAGUAAUCAGAUAGUCACUGCGCCACUGCCACCUCCACCUCCGCCAUUUCCAGUAUCUCCAGAUAAUAAUUCAUCGAGCUCCAGUAGAACUGGAACCCUGAAAAGCAAUAUAUCACAGACCGAUGAAGUUUCGCAGAUACAGAUGCAAGAAGAACUGAAGUGCGUUCUCACAAUGUUUCGGGAUAGGAAGAAGAACGUUGAUGUUGUAAAAACUCCCGAGAUUUACUUCGAUCAACAUUCAACGCCAAGGGAGGUACAGGAGUGGUUGGCCAUGAAAAGCUUUUCUGAGAAAAUUUGCAGACAACUCAAAGGGAUGACAGGCGCUGAUUUAUUCAGUCUCACCAGACGACAGUUGGAACAAUAUUGCGGCCCGGUCGAUGGAAAACGCUUGGACAGCCAAAUAACUCUCUCCCGCAAUGCCUCGGGGUACCGCACGGCAAGGACUCACGAACUGAAGCAAAUACUGGAAAAGGCGAGGAAGAAGGUCGAAGAGACCAGUGAUACUGAAUGAAGGGUACAAAUUACUAGUGACUAAUUAUUAAUCUCUAUUGAAGGUGAACCUGAGAUCAUCUUGUCAAUCGGAAUAGCCAACCACUAGAAAAGAAAAUUCAAUAUUAAAGUGAUAAAAUGAUUCAAGUGGACUCGUUCCCUAUCUGAGUUGUCGAGGAAUAUCUCUUGAUACAAGAGAUAACGAGAUAUUGAUAAUGACUUUGUCAAUUAUGUGAAUUAAAGUCUGCAAGAAGGUGGUCACAAAAAUUUCGCGAUCUUUCUUAGAUUUCGAGAUAUUCAUCGAAAACUGGGCCAUAUUUUCGAAGGCUUUACUACUGAAUUUCGAUAUUAUUAAUGCAGAAAUGUCUAUUUUAUGAUACAGAAAAAGUUGUUUGAAAUUGUUACACAUUCAUGUAUUUAUUUAAAGCAAUUACAUAUAUAACAGAUAUAAAUAAACGUGCAAAUCUAAUAGCGUAUCAUUGGUACAUAUUUCAAUGAUAAAUUCAUUUCAUUUUCAUUCGUUAAAAUCGAGGCUUACAAGAAUACUUAAGUGAACACAAUAACAAGAUUACGCAAUCCACACUCAAUGUUUGUUUUUCAUAUCGUCACUAUUUAAUGCACUUCCCAUUAUUCUUCAAUACAGUUUGGAUUCAUCCACUCAAGUGGAUUACUCGAUUUUUGACGAGGUCUAAUGUAAUUGAUUGCAUCUGCUGAGAGGCUGUUUCUGUCCCUACCCUAUUUUUUUGAUAAAAAAAAUCACUUCAGCAUAUAAAAUUUCAGUAGAAAAUGGAUGUACCACUAGUCUAAAAGUCCUUAACAAUUACGUUUCAUGUUUUUUUUCUGAUUUCAAUACAUUCAAGUGAUAUAGGCUUGGAGUAGAUUACCCACAGUGACUGUCAGUUAUAUCUGACUUGUUAAAUCGAUUAAUGAGAUAAGUUUUGAGUCGAUACUACUACGAUUGUGCCAUAUCGUCAAAUGUUAAAAAAUAAAACUAUGAGGAUUGUUUCCACAAUGAAACGAUGAAGCGGCUCGAGUCGACUUCAAUUAUUUGUUUUCAAUGAACAACUUUGAAUCUAAAAACGUUUACUCUUAACACAUCUUCUUCUGGAGAUUUAAUUAGCUCCACAGAAAAGUUUACAAUAAAAAUUUCAGUGUCUCUUAUGUUAGAAUUUGUCUCUCGGAAAUUGGGAUGAAAGCGAGUCGAUUCGAACCGCUUUAUUGCUCAGCUGCUGAUUUUUUGUCUUGAAUCGACAUCGAUAAUGUCUCUUAGUUUCAUUUCAUCUUAGUAUUCUUCCACUAGGAUAUCUAUCUCUAGCACUAUCCGUACAAGUAAGUAUUUGCUUUCAAUUCAGUAGGUUUCUUUAUGCAUGCGCAGAGCUUAUCAGAAGUGCAUAUAAGUGAGUGAAAAUUAUUUCCUGGAUAUGAUGAACGUAUACAGUUGUAUUUUCAUUUUAUGAUCAGGUUCACUAUCGAAGAUCCUGACUGUGCAAGACAUGGGAUGAAUCGUUAAAUCGAUAAACUAUCUGUGAUGGAAUAAUGUCAAUAAAUGAAGAAAACAAAAUAAUACUGCAUGAGGGGAUGAAGUAAUCUCGUUUAAUUUAAGAAAAUCGAGUGAGAACGAUUUUAAUAAUACAGAUUCACGCAUUAUUCAUCACUCGUUAACUGACCUUGUGCGUAUAUCUCUGAUGUUACGGGAUACGUUACGAUUUUUAAACUGGAAAAGCUCCUCAAUUAUCAAGAACACACGAUAAAAAAAUUUGAUAGAAAAAUCUGACGUUUUCCGCAAGAACUUUCAUCUAAGUCGUUAAGGAAAUUCUUUUGAUUAUAUUUUCGUGCGUUCACCCAUAGAUGGGCAGUAAACAAAAACAAAAAUCGGAGUAACAUUUUAAUUCCAAUUUGAAAAUCUUUCACUCGAAUUUCACCAGAUUUUACUACGAAUUUUUUUCAUACGCGUCAUGUACUACUGUGUUAGCCAUGUUCCCAUUAUAUUAUAGCUCACACAUUUGUAAUUGCUCUGUGGUGCAUAGUUUAUUCACUACCCCUCGGCAUCAUCCAGUUAUAAUUCUUAUAUACUAUGACAAUUCAUACAUUUCAUAUAUACUUAUGAAAAACAUUUCAACUCUUAGCUUCAUCAACGUCGUUGCUCACCAAUAUAACGCUCUAUAAAUACGAAAGACUCUAGUCAAUGCGAAUUUCAAUAAAAUAUGAUGACAAUCGUGGAACAUUGUUAUAUGGAAAAAACAAACAAAAAAACAAAACAAUUAACAA
Messenger RNA from Diachasmimorpha longicaudata, 5029 nucleotides. RefSeq names its product epidermal growth factor receptor kinase substrate 8-like protein 1. The coding region runs from base 171 to 2783 and encodes 870 amino acids. Gene Ontology annotation, biological process: regulation of Rho protein signal transduction; Rho protein signal transduction. The transcript has 10 exons. Lineage: Eukaryota; Metazoa; Arthropoda; Insecta; Hymenoptera; Braconidae. The record is from RefSeq and is a predicted model, not a curated record. Gene Ontology annotation, molecular function: actin binding. Gene Ontology annotation, cellular component: plasma membrane.